Molecule: messenger RNA, 3856 nt
Organism: Gymnodraco acuticeps
Lineage: Eukaryota; Metazoa; Chordata; Actinopteri; Perciformes; Bathydraconidae
Exons: 3
Coding region: 361-2025 (554 amino acids)
Source: RefSeq, a predicted model, not a curated record
GGUCGUCCAACGUUGGCGCCAGAUGAGCUGUGGCGCCAGCAAUACACAGAGGCAGAGAGAGAGGAAGACACAUAGCAGUUUGACUAGCCUCACAACAGCCUGCAAAGCCCUUUCUCAACCCUGAGUUUGAAGCAUAUAAACGACUAUUUUUUUCUCUCGUUCUUCAGCAAUUAAAAAGUAAAAGGACAUAAGAGCUGUUUCUGCCGUGGGACGUGUGUCUUGCCUGGAUUGCUGUGUCUGCACACUGACUAGAGCACCAGCGUGACGUGGCCCAAAACAAAGAUCCAUAUCACCCGAUUCUUUUUAGUGUGUCCCCUGUCCGGCUGAAAAACGGAGGUCGUGGGGCUGGAGUGUGUUCUCAUGGCCGAGUCAGAGACUGAAUGUGACACACCCGGCCUUGACACGCUUGGGUCGGAGUGUGUCAUAGCCCACAGCCAUGUUGACCUUCACUAUGGAGCAGAAACGGAGAUCAUGACUGAAGAAAAGCGUGGACUAGAGCUGGAGAUCCACGGCUCAGACUUAAAGAUACAGGGACUGGGUUCAGAUCUGGGAGCUGUAGCCUGUGUGGAGGCAAUUGUAGCGGAGUCAGACCAUGAUUACAUCAAGGUGGAACAUGGAGAGAUGCACUGUUUCACAGCUGCGGAAAUCAAGACAUCGGGAGGCGAGACUCUGCUGGGAGAGGUGCUGCUUAAGGGGGACAGCGAGCAUGUGGUGAAAGUGGAGUCUGACCAUGGCGGGGAGUUGACAGUCGAGUCUGAGAAUGGUGUAAUCAUACAUGAAGCCCAUGGACUGCAGUGCAACGAGUGCGGAGAGAUUUUUGGAAGCAUAGCUGAUCUUCACCAACACUUUGAGAUCCAUAAGGAUCUGAACCCUUACAUCUGUGUCCACUGUGGUGAAAGCUUUGCUGUGGAGGCCAGCCUCAAACAACACAUGAAGAUUCACAUGAAAGAAAAGCCCUACGUCCCUCCUGGAGUUGAGAUUAUGGGCAAAGAUGUUAUCGAUGCCUUCAGUCUCAAGUCUCAUCAGAUGAUUCAUUUGCCAGACAAGCCCCACAGAUGCUCUGAGUGCGGUAAGAGCUUUGCCGCUGCCAUCACCCUGAGAGAACACAUGAAGAUGCAUUCAGAGGACAAGCCCUACAAGUGCACUCAGUGUAGGAAGAGCUUUGUCCGCAGAAGGCAUCUGAAAAAGCAUCAAGAGGUCCAUGCACGAGAGAAGCCAUAUACCUGUGGCCAGUGUGGCAAAGGCUUUGCCACGACUUCCAACCUAAAGCAGCACCAGAAGACCCACGCUGCAGUCGUUCUCGGAGACAAACCCCACCGAUGCGCACAGUGCGGAAAGUGUUUUGCGGCUGCUGCCACUCUGAGAGAGCACCAGAGGAUCCACUCGGGCGAGAAGCCGUACAAAUGCAACAUGUGCAGGAAGAGUUUUGUCCGCAAACGCCAUCUGAAGAAGCACCAGCAAGUCCAUGCCGGAGGGAAGCCCUACACCUGCAGACAUUGCAACAAAGGCUUCAAUCAUUCCUCCUCUCUCUCUCGCCACCACAAGACCCAUCUGCAGAAUCCAGUGUUUUCUCCACCUCAGCCUGGGAAAACCCUGUCCUACGGCACUCCCCCAAAGCAGAGGGUGCAUCAGCAGGGAGACAAGCCCUACAUGUGCCAUCACUGUGAUAAGGGCUUCAAUCAUUCCUCUUCCCUGUCCCGGCACCAAAGAGUCCACUCGGAGGGAAAGAGUUACACCUGCGCUCACUGUGGCAAAAGAUUCAAUCACUCCUCCUCCCUCGCCAGGCACCAGAGAGUUCACUUGGAGAGCAAACAACAACAGCAGCAGCAGCAGCAGCCCCAGCCACCACAAUCGCCGCCGCAGCAGUACAACACCAUCCCCACAGGGAAGGGAUUCCCCAACAACGCCUUCCCAAAACAGCGCAGCCUGUCCGUUGAAAAACCAUACAGGUGCUCCCACUGUGGAAAAGGCUUUAACCAUUCAUCUUCCCUUUCCAGACAUCAUAGGAUCCAUGUAGACCAGUGAGCACCCUCACAAGCUGUCCCAUGCGAGAGUAAAAACCCCAUCUCCCCCCUCUGUUUCUGUUCUACUAAUGGUCCCAUCAUUGACAUCACCACACCAAAUGUCAGGCCAACUUAUAGAGACAACAGUGGUCAUGUCCGCUUUGGAGUGGCUGCAAAUAAAUGGACAGUAACACAAGUCUUCAGGUGUAAAAUGGACCGUGUAGCCUGUAAUUCAGAGCAGAACCCGGGACUUUGCGCUUAGUAUGCAAAGGGUAUAAUAAUAGAUUGUGAAGGAGCCUCUAUUCUUGUUAGUGAUUGUGCUUCACUUCAGGACCUCUUUUGAACACUUUUAAAAUAAAAAAAUUAAUGUGAUUUGGUGAUCUAAAAUAAUUGUUACCUGGGGGAAAUAUGCCUCUCCCUCUGUUGGUCUUUUUGAUGAUAAUUGGGUUUAUGUACCUUCAGGUGGGCACGUGUGCUUUUCAGCUGCAUCUUUAUCCAAGGCUACCAACAGAAUUUGGCGAACAAAAAACAUUUCUCAAUUUCAAUUGUUAUUUCUUUUUCACCACCAUAACCCAUGUGUAACCAACAUGCAAAAUCCAAUGUAAAUACUGAUUUUCUUUUAUAUAUGUGUAUAGGUGACUAGUGUGCUGUUCCAAAAGAUUACAUUUUUGAUAGUAAGAUCCACUUUGAUCAACUUUGUCUCCACCAUUUUUUUUUUCUUUUAGGAAUUUAAUUUGUUUUAAGUGUUGGAGAGCAACAUGUUGAAGGCGUUCUCAUGCGGCUUUGUUCUGGAAUUUGGGCCCCAUCAGACAUGAGCCAUCUUGUAUAUUUAUACGGUUGUAUUCUUGUAUGUCUACGAUGGGUUAGUGCUGCUGCAUCGACUGUACAGAGAGCAAUACCGGCGGACACCCUGAUUCUAUAAUGACAUGCAAUUUAGUUAUUAGGAAAUGCAUAAUAGAAAAUAAAAAACCUACUGGGUAGCAUAUUACAACAAGACCUGUGUCCUAAUUAUUUACUGUGCAGUUUCCGCUGUACCCCUUGCACCAAAUGUACAUGAAAUGCAAUAUCACACUUUGUCUAUUGCUUUGGAGACUAAAUCAAUAUGUAUAGAAUAUAGGUACCUCUUACUUUCUGCAAACUCACAAUUUGAUCUAAGAAAAGAUUGUGUAUACUACAGGAGGAAAUCUCACUUUUACAAGACUUCAAUGGUUUUUCCAAAUUCAAAUGGGUUGUGCUCUUAUUUCUGUGUAAGAUAUCUUUUACAAACUGAUGUAUUUUUUUAGAAAUGGCUUGGGUUAUAUGAAAGGGAAUGAGAGAUAUACAGUUUUUAUGGGAGUGAACAUUACAGCGAGCAAUAUUUCCUUUUCCUUUUUCGGUUAACAUUUGUGCUUCACACUGUAGCAUAGAUUUCUUCCUUGUGUUAGAUAGGUGCCUUAUUGCAUGCUAUGUAGAAAUGUGUGCCGAGCUGUUAUUUGAAAAAAGUUUCAGGGUUUUCAGGGGUCUUUUGUUCUUAUUCAUACUAACUUACCCUACAUUUUAAUUUGAUGUCACUGAUACCUAUUGCUUUUGUUUUGCUUUCAUGUAUAUUACCAUGUGUUUACACUGUUAUGACCAUAUUGUCUUUUGUUUCCCCUUUAUUUUUGUCAAUGGCCUCUUUGUAGAGAGAAAAAUUGUAAAUUAUCCAUAUAGGCUUCUCCUAAGGGCAAAUCUGUAACAUCUCUUCCCAAUUUCUGAGUGGCACAUAUAUGGAUAAAUAAAGGUUGUUGACUCUUGUGGCUUUAAUCAAUGGAGUACAGUUUGGAAUUGGGAGAUGUAUUUAACCUCAUGGCUAAAUAAAAGUCAUUCUUAAAUCA